Messenger RNA from Lachnellula hyalina, 702 nucleotides. RefSeq lists its product as uncharacterized. The transcript has 2 exons. Gene Ontology annotation, cellular component: mitochondrion. The coding region runs from base 1 to 702 and encodes 233 amino acids. NCBI's taxonomy places the organism in Eukaryota, Fungi, Ascomycota, Leotiomycetes, Helotiales, Lachnaceae. The record is from RefSeq and is a predicted model, not a curated record.
AUGGAGAGACCCAAGAUGAAACGCCCAUCCAUAAUCCUCUCCCGCCUCUCCCGCCUCCGCCCUCUCAACCACCGCCACUCCACAUCCUCCACAUCAACCACAACCCAGCGCCUCACCAAGCUCCUCGACCGUCUCCCUAAGCCUCUACACCCAUACACACAACGCCUGCGCUCCGCGCCCCUCUCGCACAUCCUAUCCUUCCUAAUCCUGCACGAGAUAACUGCUGUAGUGCCGCUGGUCGGGCUGGCGGGGAUGUUUCAUUGGGCGGGGUGGGUGCCUGCUGGGGGGUUUUUGGGUGAGCGGGAGGGGGCGUGGGUUAGGGAGGGGGUUGUGAAGUUUGGGAGGUAUUUUGGGAGGAAGGGGUGGUUUGGUUUUGAUGGUACAGAGGGGAUGGAGGGGAUGGAGAAGCUUGAUGGUGGGGUUGAGGGGACUGGGGUGAGGGGAGAAGGAGAACGGGGAGGGCAGGGGAUGAGGAUAUUGAUCGAGGUUGCGACUGCCUAUGCGAUUACGAAGGUGCUGUUGCCGGUCCGCAUUGUGUUUAGUGUUUGGGCUACGCCUUGGUUUGCGAGGGUUGUCAUGGGAAGGUUUGGGGGGCUGUUUGGGAGGGGAAAGGGGGCAAUAGGGGUUGUGAAGAGGAGUGGUGCUGCUGGGACGAGGGCUACGGGUGGGGGAGUAAUUGGGAAGGGGAAUGGGAAGUUAUAA